Falco peregrinus (peregrine falcon) is the source of this 1609-nucleotide messenger RNA. It is a transcript of the gene CFDP1, whose product is annotated as craniofacial development protein 1. The coding region runs from base 90 to 944 and encodes 284 amino acids. NCBI's taxonomy places the organism in Eukaryota, Metazoa, Chordata, Aves, Falconiformes, Falconidae. The transcript is spliced from 7 exons. The record is from RefSeq and is a predicted model, not a curated record.
CCCGCCCCGCCAGGGGGCGCCCGAGGCUGGCGGCGGCGCUCUGGGCGGCGGGCGCGCGGCGGGCGUGAGGCGGCGGAGGGGCUGGGGCCAUGUCGGGCUCGGAGGAGUACUCCUCGGCCGAGGACGAGGACUACGUGCCCUCAGGUGCGGAGUACAGCGAGGACGACGUGAGCGAACUGGUGCGGGAGGAGGCGGCGGACAGCCCGCGGCCGCCCCGCGGCAGAAGGAGCCCCCGCCGCCCCGCCAGCAGGAAGAGGAAGAAAGGAGGUCUCUUGCUAGAGCCAGAUGAGAAAGAGGAAGAAAAGGCUCAGCGGAAUGAGGAGGAGGAGGAAGAGGAAGAAGAGGAAGUGGAUAGUGUAGAGCAGGUGGAAAGAAACAGAGAAGAAGAAGAAAAAAAGAAAGAGGAUGCUCUUUGGGCCAGUUUCCUUAGUGAUGUGGGACAGAAGCCCAAAGCGGGGGCUGCCACACAUGUGACGCAAACUAAGAAGGCUGAAGAAGAGAAGAGUGGAAACAAGCUUCAGGAGAAGCCAAAAGAUUCAGUAAAAGUGACAAUCACCAAAACAUUUGAUUUCGCUGGUGAGGAAGUCAGAGUGACGAAAGAAGUGGACUCAAACUCAAAAGAAGCUAAAUCUUUUCUGAAGCAGCAAGAGAAAUGGCAGUCAGCAUCCCCAGCUUCCCUCCCAACAGUCUCUGGGGUGAAGAGGCCAAGUGGUAUGAGCAGCCUUCUGGGGAAGAUUGGCUCCAAAAAGCAGAAGAUGAGCACACUGGAGAAGUCUAAACUGGACUGGGAGAACUUCAAGGAGGAGGAGGGGAUUGUGGAGGAGCUAGCGAUCCAUAACCGAGGGAAAGACGGGUACAUCGAGAGGAAAGCAUUCCUGGAGCGUGUGGAUCACAGGCAGUUCGAAAUCGAACGCGACAUCAGACUGAGCAGGAUGAAGCCCUGAUGUGCCGGGGGUGGCCGCAGGGGAUCCUGCUCCCUUCUGUGCCCCAGUGCUGGCUGGGGGCUGCCAGCCACCGCCGGACCACCAAGCACAGAAGCCGUUCUCUACCCAAGACUCAGCCUGUAUGUCUCAACGUACAUACAGGUUUUUCCUUUUACUGUAAUAGUUUGGGGAGGGUAUUUGUCAGUGGGCAGGGCGCACUUUAAGGGUUAAAUGGCCCAGCAGGUGACAGAAGCAACCGGUGUGAUUCUGGCAGGCAGCUUUCCAAGGAGAAGAGAUGGUGGCACCCAUCCUUUGCCAACCCUGGAUGCUUCUGGCAACGGGAGGAUGCUGGAGCCUUGGAUAAACCUGGAUUGGUGUAUUUGGUGGUGAGAGCGGAGCUGCGGGAAGGUUUCACGGCUGCUGUGCGUGCGCAGGCUGUGAGCUGGAGCCCUUCUCCCGGCUCUGCCAGCCCUGCAGCACUCCCUGCCCCUCCGUGCUGUGCUCUUGUCCGGACAAAGCUCAACUGUCUGUACUUGUUUGUGGGGUCUGAUGAUGCUGGAGGGGGGGUUAAGCAAGCUGAUGAAGAAAUCUUUUCUUGCUCAUGCUGUCAAGAAGGUGGGAGCAGCUGCAGCAGGCAGGACGGGCCAGGAUCUAAACAUUGAUGUGAAUAAAGUGUUCCAUCCCGA